AUGAGUUAAAGCACUAGAACCAGGUAUUAAUACAAUUAAUGAAAACAUAGAGCCAAUAGUCAAUAGAGUUAGAUUUCUAGAAAAAGCAUUAGAAAAUAUAGUUCUGAUUACUAUGAGUCAGAUGCAUCUGAUUCAGAACCUAUGAUGAAGAAGAGAAUUGUAAAAAUAUGGACACCAGAGGAAGAUGAAAUGCUUUAGAAUUUUUAUGAUAAAUUUAAUGGAAAUUGGACAUAAGUAGCUUAAGCUAUACCAGGAAGAAAUCAAUCUUAGUGUUCAUAAAGAUGGAAAAGAAUAAAUCCGAAUAGAGUAUCUUAAGAAUUGUAUAAAGAUUAAAAUAAGAAAACCAUGGACGGAAGAAGAGGAUAGGCAGGUUUUACGUUUGAUUUAAAAGUUUGGGAAAAAUUGGAAGAGAAUUGAAAACGAAAUGAAUGGGAGAACAGGGAAACAGAUAAGAGAAAGAUUUAUCAAUAAAUUAGACAAAGCAAUCAAUCAUGAUCCAUAUGAUGAGAAAGAAGAUGAAGAUAUCUAUUAAUUGUAUAUAAGUUUGGGUCCUAAAUGGAGUGAAAUAUCUAAGUAAUUAAAAGGAAGACCAGUAAUCAUUUAAAUUAAAUAAUAUAGGAAAAUUCUGUAAAGAAUCGGUUUUAUUCUCAUAUAAAGAAAUACUAUAAUAUUUAAACAAAGGAAUCUGAUUCAGAUGGUAAAGUGAUGAAUCCUCAAUAGUAAUAAAAUAAAUCUGAUUUUACAGGAUAAGAGUAUCUCAGAGAGUAAAUAUAAAAGGAAGAUAAAUAAUUAGAUACUAUACAAAGUUAGUUUGAGUAAGAAAACUCAAUAAACAAUUUAUAAUAAUUCAAUCAUUACAUGUAAAUCUCCUAUAAUGGAUUUGGUAAAGGAGGUAAAUGAAAAUAUGAUAAAUUACAUAGAUUCUCUAAAUUCUAAUGGAGACUUCUUGUAAUUACCACAUUAGAUGAGUUUAGAAUAGAAACAACUUUAUGGAAUUGAGAAUUCUCAUUCUGGAUCCAAUAUAUACUAAGAUGUCUAACUACCUUUUCAAGAUUUAUUAGAAGAACAAGGAGAAUAAUAAUAAAUAUAGAAAAAAUUAUCAGCUAAUCAAUAUUUAAGAACAGAGAGUGAUAUAUUUAAUUAAGAUAUAUAAUUACAAUCUUAAUUGAGUAAAUUGAGUAUGGAAUAAGAAUGA
This is a messenger RNA of Paramecium primaurelia, 1195 nucleotides long. The record is from the annotation of a GenBank genome assembly. Lineage: Eukaryota; Ciliophora; Oligohymenophorea; Peniculida; Parameciidae.